Molecule: messenger RNA, 2063 nt
Organism: Parus major (Great Tit)
Lineage: Eukaryota; Metazoa; Chordata; Aves; Passeriformes; Paridae
Gene: SMIM35
Product: small integral membrane protein 35
Exons: 5
Coding region: 246-512 (88 amino acids)
Source: RefSeq, a predicted model, not a curated record
CGCAGGCGGGCUGGGCACGGCGAUGUGCCGUCUGUCGUCUGCCGCAGCUCUUCCGCUUUCUCCCUCCAACCAGUUGGACCAGUGGGCCAGGACUGGUGCCCAGCCUCGCUGCAGUGAGGCAGCUGUGUCACCAGGAGACGAGGGGACAGGCAGGACGUGCCAGGCUCCAGCACAGACAGGGCUCUGCAGCAGCAGCCUCCAGCCCGGGAUAACCGGGAGCAGCUCCGGUGACACAACAGCGGGACAUGGACCCCCCGACAGGACAAGAGCCCAUCAAGGUGAUCGGGGUUGUCCUGGGCAUCGGGCUGGCCCUGAUGAUCCUGGCGAGUUUUGGCUACAGCUGCAUCCGGUGGUACCGGAGGGGCCACUCCCGGCGCCGGCCCGACUUUGUCUUCAACCUCUACCACUCACGCGGGCUGGGGUCAGUGGCACUGGAGCUGGUGCCACCAUUCAGCAUCAGUGGCUCACUGGGAACCUCGGGCUAUGAGCCCUUCCACAACCAGGGGCCAUGAGCCUGGCACCAACAGAAAAAGCAACCAAAACCAGCUGGGGAGGAUUCCUGUAUUUUCACUUCUGCAAGAAACAUCUCCUGAAUUGGUUGAAUUUCAAAUGAAAUGGCAACGGUGCAGUUUCUGUUGCUAAAAAAGCUUCACAGAAUGACAGAAUCGCUGUGACCUCUGCAGACCAUCUGGGCCAACCCUACCCAAGGUCACCUGGAGCAGGUGACGCAGGAACACAGCCAGGUGGGUUUGGAGUGUCUCCAGAGAGGGAAACUCCAUAAAUUCCCUGGGCAUCUCCUCCAUCUGCAGUUGUCACUGGCUCUCUGCAGCCAGGGGUGCACAGGGGGGCCUGUGGCCAGGGAGAGGGACCCUGCUUGGCCAGGGAGAGGGACCCUGCUUGGCCAGAGGGGGCUGGCGAGGCACAGGGGGCCUUGGGACCAUCUCUUCGCCAGUUUCUGUCAGAAGAAGAACAAAGAGAAACUCAAGAGAGCCACGUGGUUGGAGGGAAACCAGUGAGGAUAGAGUGGGAUUUCCAGCGAGUCAGAGGGACCAUCUGUGCUCUCGGCUAUCAAAGAUAAACCCUGUGGUCUGUGGCUUUCUCCUGGCUGAAAGGAGAUCUCUGACUGCUCCUGGAGAGGGGGAAAUGCCCCCUCCUGGGGCCUGGGAGCCCUCUGUGGUGAGCAGGAUCCAGCAGAGCCCUGCAUGACGCAGGAUCCAGCCAUGGGGCCUGACGUCAGCGGCCUUUCAAAGAACAACAAAAAAAAGCCGUGUUUUUGACGACUCCGUUUUCCAGAGGAAGUUGAAAAAAAUAAAAAAGAAAGCAAAAAGCUCUAACCCCCGAAAUACACAGAGGCAGAAGAGCUGGGGCCAGUGGAGGGGCAGGAGGAGGCUCCCAGUGCCCUCCACAUCCCUGUGGGAUGCAGGGAUGGAUCUCAAAUGUGAGCAGUGCCACGGGACAUGGAAAAGAAGGAAACAGCAAGGAUCAGCCCCCUCCUCCUGCCUGCACUGGAAAAACUGAAAAUAAAACCAAAAACCCUUCACCUGAAAACCACAUUCCCCAAGGAGGGCUUUUGCAAGCAGUUUUACUUCCCACCAUGAAGGUUCCCAGAAAUGGGGUGCCUUUUGGAAAAACUUCCCUGUGACCCAGGUGACCCAGGCUGAGCUGUUCGGUCUCAUCCUGUUUCCAUUCUGAUGACAACUGUUCACAGCAUCACAGAAUCAGUUUGUUUGGAAAAGAUCUCUGAGGUGAUCGAGCCCAGCCCAUGACAGAAUGCCACGUUGCUGAGCAGAGCCCUGACUGUUGUCUUUCCUCCUCCCCUGGGUCUGACUUGUUCUGCUCCUGUCCUUCCCUGGGGAUGUCCCAUGGGAUGUGCAUCCCUGUGGAAUCACUGUGAUGGGCCCAGCCCCUUUUCCCUGCUGCUCCUCUGGUGAUUGUUCCCACAAAUCCCCCAGGGAAAACCACCCAGGAACUCAGGUGUGUGAGGAGCUCUUGGAGAGCUGGCUUGGUUCUCCCUUUUCCCAGCUGUGACAUGGAAAUGCUCUUCACCACGUGAGGCAAAUUGC